AUGUCACCUAGACAACCCAGUCUUGCCCCACCCACAGCGCCUGGCAACCUAGAUCAGUCAAGGACCAGGAAGAGAAUGGAAGAGCCUCCAGAAAAGACUCCCAAGAAAUCCUGGAGACCAGAAAGAACAGACAAACUUCCAACUAACAAUCACACAUACAACCAGGAAGACGAGGAGCAAGACCAGGAGGGAACGGAGGCAGAUAAUUUGAUUGAUCAUGGCACUGGUAGCCAGGCCAAGCCCAAAAUAAAUGUUCCAACUGAGCGCAAAGUUCCUGAAGACACUUGGGGCAGAACAUAUGAUCAGACUGAAGUGGGUGCAUACAGUCAUGCUGCUGCUAAUCAAAGAAAAUCUGAUCAGACUCAACAGAGGGACGAAGUUAGUUAUGAGGAGAUGGAACAGACCAACAGAAAAACGUCUAUUCAAGGUGAAAUAAUAUCUGAGCAGCCUGAGAAACUGUCCAGACAAACAGAGAAAGAAGAUGAGCAGAACGAGCUUAGUUCAUUUGUCCAGAAUGACCAAAGAGAGACUGAACAGUCGGAGGACAAAAUGACCCACCAGGCUGGUCAGACUUCUGAGCAGAUGGGCAGUGGAUUGUCAGGCUUACUGGAACCAAAAACUCCUGGCCAGAAAUUUUAUGACCAAAUCAACCAAGGACUUUCUGGAAAGACUAACUCCCAAAUGCCUGAGCUGUCUGCAUUCCAGAGUGCUGACCAGCCUUUUAGCAGUGCGGAUUUCAUGACAAUGGACAAGCUUAACUAUGAUGCAUCUGCAGCAAAGGACUACCAAAAGGAAGCCUGGGAAAAUUUACAAUACCAGUUUGACGCUGGAACAUCUGACUGGUUCGAAAGCAGAUCAAAUAACCGCUUUCAGAACAUAGAGCUAGACAAAAUAUUUGACUCCCCUACAUUGCCUAUAGAAUCCUGCACAUUUGAAACUAGUAAGACAAACCUCCCAGGUCACAAGGUUUCUGACUUCAAUGAAAGUGAUGCUGAAAGUGUAUCUGAUACGGAAGGAUUCAACACAUUUGAGACCAGACUCUCUAGUAAUUUCCAAACAAAUGAUCAAAACUUACCCAAUUUAUUCCCCUCCAUCCCAAGCAAAUCAAAUUAUUUACACAGUGAAGGAAGAAAUGAAGCCAAUUCUGAUGAUAAGAUAACAUCCCAACAAAAACCAACUCCUCGGAAUUACAGUCAUUCUUCUAGGAGGCUAUUACCUCCUAUAGUGCAUCAAGAUCCUUAUCAAGUUGCAUUGCUCUAUAUGGAAAAACACCAUAUUUUGCAAGUAUUCCAGCAGAUCACUGAAAACUUAGUCUAUGAAAGGCCAGAGGACCCUCUUAGAUUUAUGCUGAGCCAGAUACAGCAAAUGAUAAGAAAAAGAGACUCAUGAAAACUACAAAGAAUGAAUCUCAACUCAACAUUGCUUACGACCAUCGGUGUCAACACAAUGUUCUGUUUUCCACUCUGAAAAAAUAAUUUUUGAAUGGUUGUUGGCAGUGACUCCACCUAAAUAUGCCCUAAAUUUUAAACAAAAAUCUAUAGGGUAUCUUUAUAAAAUCCAUGUAACAGUUACAGAUACCUCUAGCUAACUAUAUAGAAAUGUACUCAUGCUAUUCUUAUCCAUGUAUUCAUAUUUCAAUACUCUUCCCUUCAAAGCAUUAAACAAGCUCACAAGGGAAGUUUAUAAAUCUCAAAGAGGAUUAAGAAUAUUAGCAACAUAUGAACUCCUCAUAAAGCAUACGAAUAGGGAAUGUAUUCAAGCUGUUUCUAAAAUCUUCAGUUAAAAAAUUAUGGCAUAUCACUUGCAAUAUUUCUUGUCUUCAUGAAAGAUUAUUGUUAUCUCUUCUUUUUUUCCUAAUUUCUUCAGUAUAUCCCUACUUUUGUUUUAUCCUUCCCCCUUCCCUUUAAUGUUCUGUUACUAACGGGAAUGACUUAAAGCUAGUCCUAGGAAUAGCUAUCUUCUGAUUGACUUAUAGUAAAAUUCAAAUGUGGUCUGUCACUCCAUACACACCUGUAGGAGAGACAGAAUGUCACUUCCUCAUGACCUUUAACACCACCUAAGAUUAUCAUCAUCUGGAAUAUGUAACCAGUCAAGCUGGUAUUUAAAUAAAAGCAAAAAGCCAUAACAAAGUCUGUCUGGUAUGAGAGUAUCUGCCCAGAAAUCAAAACUGAGAUGAUCAUCUGAUGCUACUUUUGUGAACUGAACCUUUCAUUUAAUUGCUAACUGAAUAUUAACUCAGGAUGGAUUCCUUAUACUGUUUGAUUGGUGGCUUUGUAGGUGACACUGUAAUUGUUUCACCAAGAAUUUAACUUCUGUUUGAAUCAUCAUGCAUAAAUCUGCUUUCCUAUAGCUGAAUCUCACUUCUAAUAGUUAUAUAAAAAAUCUGUAAUAUAAAAAGCAUGUUUAAUUUUUCUUUCAGUGAUUCACAAAACAUAUUCAGUCAAUUUCAACAAACAUCCAUCUACUCAGAUAA
Messenger RNA from Erinaceus europaeus (western European hedgehog), 2473 nucleotides. It is a transcript of the gene TEX55, whose product is annotated as testis expressed 55. The record is from RefSeq and is a predicted model, not a curated record. NCBI's taxonomy places the organism in Eukaryota, Metazoa, Chordata, Mammalia, Eulipotyphla, Erinaceidae. Gene Ontology annotation, cellular component: nucleus. The transcript has 4 exons. Bases 1 to 1389 code for a protein of 462 amino acids.